Molecule: messenger RNA, 4893 nt
Organism: Ostreococcus lucimarinus CCE9901
Lineage: Eukaryota; Viridiplantae; Chlorophyta; Mamiellophyceae; Mamiellales; Bathycoccaceae
Exons: 1
Coding region: 1-4893 (1630 amino acids)
Biological process (GO): regulation of post-transcriptional gene silencing
Source: RefSeq, a predicted model, not a curated record
AUGGCGCCGUCGCCGCUGCUGGCGCACGUCGCGCGCGCGGACGGCGACGGCGACGACGACGACGGCGCGACGGCGCGCGUGGCGGCGAGAGGACUCGCGCGGGAGCUCGCCGAGGCGACGACGACGGGACGGGAGGACGUCGCGCGCGCGGUGCGGACGCUGUGCGAGGCGACGACGCACGCGCGAGCGCAAGAUGAGCUGGCGCGAGGGAUCGUGGCGAUCGCGCGGUCGGGGAACGCGAGCGCGAGCGCGUUGGCGACGGAGCUCGCGAGCGGCGCGGCGAGCGCGAGGACGAGGGCGAACGUUCGAGCGUUGACGCGAGCGCUGGUGGAGUUGUGUUGCGCGUUCGGGGAUGGGGAGUUGGCUGGGGAGUGCGCGCGGGGGAGUGGGCAUCCGCUCGUGCGCGCGCUGAAGGCGCACUCGGACGCGGGCGCCGGGUUGUUGGAGGCGACGGCGAGUAAGCUGGCGAGGGGGUCGAUUUCGGAUUUCAACGCCCUGCGGCAGUUUGUGUUUCGCGCGCUGUUGGAACAUCCCGCACCGGCGCCGCGAAGUUCGUUCGCGAUGUUAUUGCACGCGCGAUUGAUGGGCAUCGCGAGCGGGCGCGGGGAAAACGCGCGCGCGGUUUUAGGGGUGUGCGUCGAGGCGCUCGGGGCGUAUCGAGCGCCCACGAGUGAGUCAAGGUCGUGGAUUGCGUGUGCGGCGGCGGAAAUCAUAGAUGCCAUCGAGUGUAGACUCUUCGACGUCGAAGACGCGUCUGCGCGCGAAGUUGUACCGUUGCUGGCGGAGGGAUUGGUGCGACAGACGCGCGCGGCGGCGCGCUCCGGCGACAGCGUCGUCCCCUUUGUCGGCGCGCUGACGCGAUUGAGCGAGCUUGGAGACGUAAGUGUAUGUGGUGAGUUGUUACCAUGUUUAUCGCUUGUACAUAGCGCUGAGGAGACGUCUGCUUUACUGGCACUUCUGGCGCCGUACUUUCCAACGAGCGGCCCCGCGCGCGCGCUCGGCGCGAUGCACGCGUCGGCAGCGUUCAUGCUUCCAGGAGAAUCGGGUGCGCGCUUGGCGCUCUCGCUCGCCACGCUGCGAAACGAUGAUUCGGUACGCAAUGUCGAAAAUAGCAGACUAAUGGGAUACGCCACUCGAGAUGGGUUCGUGAGCGCCGCACUUGCGGCGAAUUGGGACGACGGAGACGCCACGGAGACGCUCGCCGCAUGCAUUCGAAACGACGUCGACGUCAGGUCUCCAUCGCUUGAACUCGCAUGCUUGUCUCACCCGGUUCCCUCGAUUCGUGAGUGCGCAGCAGAAACACUCGGAAGAAAGCUCGGAGGCAAACGGCCGCAAGGCUUGUCGAACAUCACGGCGACGCUCUUGCACCUGCGAGCGGCUUGCGAGAAAUCGUCCAACGCACGUCACGCGAAGUCCACGCUCGCGUCUUUGAACGCAUUAGCCGCUGGUGCUUCUAAUUUUAUGGCUGCGCCGGCCGUGUUGCGCGCGAUAUCUCCGCUCAUGAGCACAAAUCCUGGGGAAAAGUCACCCGACGCUCGUCUACACGCAUUGGCGCUGCGACUAUUGGCUGAAAUGUGGAUCCACAAUCGUGAGCUUGGACCUCGUUUACGAGGAGCUUUAGAAGAAGCAUCGCAUUCUCACGAACGCGAAGUGACGGUUGGGUGCGCCGCCGCAGUCGCAGCUGCAGCAAAAGCCCAUCCCUUUCGAGCGGCGGAGUUGGUGAUACCCAUGCAAGGCUGUUUGAAAUCAGAUUGGCCCGAGGCGCAAGCGCUCGCCCUCGAAGCGAUUGACAGCAUGUGCGCGCACGACGCGCUUGACUUUUUACCCGCGUUCAAGGUAGUUACUAGACAUAUACCUAGCCUUCCGCAGCACCCACUUGUGGCACGAAAAUGGAUCAGACUGAUUCGACACGGUGGUCGCGACGGCGCUUCGUUCCCCGAAGCGACGGCGACGCUCAUUGACACAGUAUGGAAUGCAAUCAAAACGUCCAAGGACGCUCGUGUUCGUCACGAAGCCUGGAAUUCGUUGAGUGAAUACGAUCCAGAGUUCAUAAUUGAAAAUGAUUCGCCGACUCCGGCAGAAAUUGCGGCGAGCGCGCUGUCUGAAAGUUUUGGAGAAGAAUCGUUCGUCGGCGCCACGCGAAUGCUUCGGACGAUGACGAAACACGAGGCGAGCUUGUUAUCUCGCACUGCCUUAGUGGCUCGAGAGUCUCAACAAGUCUCGCAUCCACCUCCGUCGGAUCCGCUCAUAUAUCGAGUAACGCAAACACUUCCGAAAAAGUUGCUUGACAGUCAGCUGUGUUCGUGCGCUCGCUUACUUUUGUUCCGCCCGCACAAGGGGAAAUCGGAAGCGACGCGUUCAGUCGAUGAGAAUUCCCAGAGGCGAAGUCGUGCGGAGGCGUAUCGAACUGAGUUUAAGCGCGCGAUAAGGCAAGUGUUUUGGAGUGGUUCAUGGCACGUCAAUCUCGUCACGCGCGCGUGGACUCGUUUUGCUCGUCGCUGGUUCGACGCCGAAGUUUCGGCGAGAACCGCCGAGAACGGAUUGGAUGAGCUGUACGCCGAAGUUCGAGCGAGCAUUAACGCCACGGCCAUGGAAGCACUCCAAGAUGUUUCCAUGCCUGAUGAAUUACAAAAUAUAGCUUUACUUCUCGCGACACCAGUUUUGGUUGGAAACGGUGGACUCGGUGCAGCAUUGGUGGAUUUAUUGCUCUCACUGUUGGAGGAAAAGUCAUCCAUCGUGGGCGCCGAGCGUGGGUUGUACGUCGCCCUCGGUCUCGCUGCGGGUACUCUCGAGGAUAGAGGUGACGCACAGCGCCCGAACAAGGUUGCUGAAAUUAUGAUGAAGCAAAUCAGCGAUUGCCGUAUCGAUGGCGCAUUGACGAUGGGUGUUACCGCGGAAGCUCUUGGUUUAAUGUGCCGCGAGUUGUCGUCGAACGUUUUGCCCGGCGGCUCGUCUUCGUCAUGGCGAUUGGAUCUCGUCAGGAGAAUUUACAGCUUCCUGGGCGCUACCUUGGUCGCGCUCGGUGAACCGUUUAUAGAUGUCUUGAAAGUUCAGCCAGCGAAUGACAUUAUUUCACCUCCGAAAGGGGACUUGUCCGAUGCAGUCUGUGGAGUUUACACUGGAUUGUCGAGGGCAGCGUGCGCUUUGGAUGUCUUCGAAGAUGACAAAGCCAUGACAAACACCUUAGCGAUCAUAAACUGGCUCAUCGGCGCAACGUCGUGCGGAAGAUUUCCUGGAAGUAUUGCUCUACCAGUUGCCGUGAAGUCAUUACUCAAUCAUAGGCACAAUACCGAGAGUGAGGUCCUCGCGUUGAAGGCGCUAAGGACGACGCAUGAUUCGGAACAGCCCGCUAUUCGCGCCGUCGCCGGCAUCAUUCUUGGUGUAACGCUCGACCAUGGCUGCGCGAUUCCGAUACAAACCGUUCAGGAAAUUAUUGCGAGAGUCACGUCAACGGUCCGAGACGACAUGGCGACAUCGUUCGACCGUUCGAUUGGUGUCCUGUCCCUGUCUGGGGUGUUGGGCAGCGCUUGGGACGGCCACGAUGUGAGCGUCGCCGGAACAUUCGAUGAAGGUGCGGUAUUUUCAGCGCCGUUGCUCUGGGGCGGUGAUAAAUCAAAGAUCGAGGCAAAACGUGUUCUGAAGACGCUAGAAAGUAUCGCGUACGCGCCAGGCGAUAUUGUUUCGAAAGCGUUGCGAGAUUUAACCAUUUGGACGCUCGCUGGGGUGUCAGACAGAGCGGCACAAAUUGCCGUUACGAUUGGCCCGAGAUCAACUGAUUCGAAGUCGUCUGUUCCAAAAGACACCAUCAUUGGAUUUAUUAUGCAUGCACUUUUGGAUAAUGUCGUGAGUUGUCCGUCCCGAGAGCAACUGAACGGCGCGACGUUGGCGUUGGAUGUACUGCGAGAGCUCGCUCGCUUACCGAAUGCUGGCUGGUCAAAUGCCUUGCAUCGUUGGUGGCGAGUCGCGACUUCCAGUGGCGAUGCGGAUAAAGUUGAAAAGAAUGCGCUUCAGUGUGCUUGCCUUCGAAUGUGUCGUGCGCACCCGGAAGCUUCAAUAGGUCGAGACGUCUUGGAAUUGCUCGUAGCACUCUCUGAUGCAGACUUCUUCAAUCUGGCGCCGGAGACACAGCGCUUGGCGAUGUUGAGCGCUCCAUACGCGUGCGCUUUACGGUCUGAGACCGGUGCUAGUGCGAUAAAACGAUUCACUCAAAUGGCGUUUUCACCGCACGCGUCCGACGGUUGCGUGGAGUCGCUUUGGAAUGGUUUGAUUGAUGUCUCUGAAAGCGAAACAGCUACAGCGGCAGUUUGCGAACUCGUGUCUCGUUUAAGUUUGACGGAUACACGAACGCUUGAUGCAGUCUCCACGUGCGUUAGUCAAUUUACUUCAUCGGUAUUACGAGAACAAGUCGUGAAGAAGCUCGCGCUCGACGUCAAACCCAUCGUCUGCGCUCGCUUAUACAAUGCUGGACAAGUUGCGUCUGAAACGCUCACAUCACUGGCGACUUGGCCAAAGGCGACGAGGACGGUCACUUUGAGAGCGAUGGUAGGUCAUCUCACCACAUCAUCAAACUCACUUCGAGCACAAAUGAUACACGAAGCCGCCAAUCUCACCGAUGUCGAUGCGAUCCCAUGCAUCGCUAUACUUGCCGCAGCGUGGGGACCGACGUCGGCGCUCCUGUCGAUGACAUCCAUAGAGCAGUGCAUUCUCGCACUUCCAUAUACUUUGUCGCAUCUCCUGCGAGGCGAGUUAUCCGGCAUGAUGGAAACACUGGUGUCGUGUCUGCUCAGAAAUUUGAACGGUAAGUAUUCGAAAGUAGCGACGGAUACAUUAUUAGAAUUACGCGACGACGUGACGCUUGCGCUUUGGUCGCAAAUCGUCGAUUCAACGCACUAG